AUGGAGUCGCCUCAAGAUCCGUCAGAGUAUGCCAACCAUAAUGAUGACACGGAAUAUGCAUCGUUUUUGUGUUUUCCGGAGGUGGUGCAGCGCGUGGGCUCCGGACACAUUUGCAGGAAACCAACUACGUUGCUGACGAAUCUAUCAGAUCUUAGCCAGUUGCAAGAACUUCGUGGUGGAGGUCAGGAAAAGGGAAUGGUCCAAGGCAUGAUCGGGCGAAGGAAUCACGAAGAAGCGCAGGCGAUUCACGGCAAACGGUCUUUGGCAAAGAUGGACCUAACCGCCUGCAGAAAGCAUGCGGCUAUGCAACACACUCCAUAUCGCCGUGAUUGCAGAGUGUGCAUUGAGUCCAUGGGAGUUCAGGCACACAAACGUUUGAAGCUGGCUACAUGGGCACUUUGCAUGAGUCGUCAUUGCUACGGUUCCUAUCCCCUGGCCAAGCAGGUGCAGCCGAUGGAAGCAGACUCAAGUGCUCCCGAUGAAGCAGCAGUGAUUCAAACCCUGCCUGAAGAGGAUGAAGAGGUCCGCUGCGAUGAGCGGCAACUUUUGAGGUUGGCACUUCGCCGGUACCGCGAGGACCUGCAGGCACAGAUCCAUUCGGCGGAAGAAAUGAUCCAGAUCCCUUUCGCUCGGCCCAGCGUGGCGCGGGCCCUCAGCAGCUGUGCACGGGCCGCGGAACGGGCCGUGCAACAACCUGGGCAUGCAAUUCACUCGCGCAUCCCGCUUGGCCCCAACGAGGUGCGACGGCGAAAGCAUUGUCCUCGCCGUCAGGGCAGGACAGGGCAGGCCAUUUGCUAUCAUAUGUUCCGAUGCCACGAUGUCGGCCGCCCCGAAACCCGAGACGAAGACUGGGGCAGUGCAGAUUUCUGCGUGGCAGGUGCAUCAUCGAGUUCCAGUGUGCAGCAUCAGCUGCAAGCGCGGCGCGCGCUGGAACUCGCGCUGCAGGGGACGGGGCUCGUCGUCAGGGUGGACAUCCGGUCCCAGAUCUUGUUCCUUUGCCAGUCGAACCGGGUGAGCAUGGUCAGUUGGUUGGUGCCGGGCUUGGAGACUUGGAGACGCGCUGGAGACUGCCUCUUCCGAUGCCAUGAGCCACUGGCCAUCAGCCGGGACAUGGAUGGAAACCGGUUCACAGACUUUCGUGCUGCCGAUUCGCAGCCAGUGGAGUUCAAAGAUUGGGACGUCGCACCCGGCCAACAACCACUUGGCAUGUCAUCUUGGAACGCCAUUGGAUCCCAGAAUCAGGAGCCGAGCGCGCGCUCGUCGUUGACACAUCGGGAAGACAGGACCGAGUCCAAGGAGUCCAGAGAGCCGGUGAAGGAGACACGACGCCCGAGCGACGGCCUCGGGCGCCAGAAGCGGCGCUCCCACUCCCUGGCGAGGCGCCCAGCUGUGACGGGGUCUUCUUCGUCCCGUGGUUCAGCGUUCGGGUCCGUUCGGUGGGUUGGGCGAGGAUGGGAUCCGAUCUAUCGAUCUGAAGAAUCCGAAGAGGUGACAGGGUACAAGAUUUCGGAAAAGGCGACCUUCAACAUCCAGAAUUAUGGCGUGAGCAAAGCCUCAAAGCCUGCAGUUUUGGAUGCGCUGGCUGCUACCAUCCAUCGUCCCUUGCUUGCCUUGCUUGUUUCUGCUCCAGGCUACGAUGUGGUGACCAUUCAGGAGAUUUCUCAGCUGCCGGAUGACACGGGCGUUUGCGGAGACCACACAGAGUCCGCGAUUUGUGACUUGCAGGCGGCGGUCAAUGCCCAGGGCCGCAGCUUUAGCCUGGCGAUCUCUCCCAGGAUCGGAGAUGAACAGUAUGCAGUGAUGUAUGACUCGAGCAAGGCGCUUUUCCUCGAGGGUGCCACGUAUCCGGACAACAGCAGUGUCUACUCCAGACCGCCAUACGCCUUCCAUUUGCAAGUAGGCGGUUCCUCCAUGGUCAUCGCCUCGACGCACACGUCGCCCUCCAGCGCCUCCAGCGAGAUUGCUCAAUAUCCCUCGGUGAUUUCUUGGAUGGAGGCAACCUUCACGGCCGACUACUACAUGGUGGCGGGCGACUACAACGCCGACGGGAGCUACUUUGAUGAGGACAGCGACUGGACGGCGAUUAUGAACAGCAUCCCCAGCUACUCCUUGCUGACGGGGAACGAGAUGGACACGACCUUGGCCUUGAGCAGCAACACCUAUGACCGCAUCAUCGUGAGCUCUGCCAUGGAGGCCUCGGGCUGUGCUGUCUACAAGUUGGAAGAUCAUUUGAACCUCUCAGGAGUCCUAGCAGAAGGCUGCGCCCAGGACUACAUCUCCAGCGACAUUUGCAGCAGCAGCACUGUGGAGUGGCAUGAGGUGGCCAAAGAGCUCUCUGACCAUUACCCUGUGGAGCUGUGCAUGCACUUGAACGGCAGCUGCACCGACUGCGUGGCCUUCACCACCGUCGCACCCCAGCAGCUGGGUGCCGACAGCUGUGCGCGGGUGGGCUUCCAUGCAGAUAAUCCCGACGACUUCGGCCUCCUCUUCUUGGAAGCCUUAGCUCCCCAGAGCAGCGUCUACGUCACGGAUGGCGGGUGCUCGGCCAGCGGCGUGCUGCGAGAGGGGGAGGGCCUCUUGCAAUUCCAGGCCUCGGAGGAGCUGCCGGCAGGAAGUGUGCUGAGCCUGGAGAACUUCAGCAGCGUCUCAGGCACGUUCUCCUUGUCCAUCAGCGGAGAUCAGAUCCUCGUCUUCUCUGGCUCCAAGGACAACCCAACCUAUAUGUGCGCGAUCAACUUUGAUGGCUCAGGCUGGGCGAGCGGCGCCGAGUCCGCCAGCACCAGCGCCUUGCCGCCGGGACUCACCGGCUUCGCCCUGCCCGAGACGGACAACGCGGCGUAUGUGGGCAGCACCACUGGGACAGUGCAGGAGCUCCUGCAAUGGAUUCAUUUGGAGGAGAAUUGGAGGUCAGACAAUAGCGAGGCGGUGCCGAUACCCCGCUCCUUUACCGUGGUGACGACCACCACAAGCACAGCCUCUGGGACGACCACGAAUACAGCCACCACAACGGGCAGUCACACUCACACUGUUUCCACACAGACGAGCACCAGCAGCACAACGACCACCGCAACGACUGCAACCACCACAACCACUACCUCCGGCACUGGCACUGGUGACAUCGAGCCCAGUGGCACAGCGACGAGCCAAGUGACCGCGAGCACAAUGGCAAGCACAACAAGCACUUCUUGGACAACCAUUUCAGCCAGCAAAAGAUCGAGCACAAUGCCAAGCACGACCACGGAGUUCGAUAGCACUACUACCAGCAGUAGAACGUCAAGCAACACUACAACGUCUUGCACUGCAACCACCAGCCUCACCGCGAUUAGUCUCAAAUUUCCCAGAAUCUCAAGCAGCACCACAGUCACCCAGACGACGACGUCCACAGGCAAUCGUCUCUACCAGAGCGUGGGCUACGUGGCAGUCAGUGCCUCCACUGACGCGUGCAGAGUCAGGUGGUACCUUCCUUGCGCCAUCGCCGUGCUGGUUGCGUAG
This is a messenger RNA of Durusdinium trenchii, 3492 nucleotides long. Lineage: Eukaryota; Dinophyceae; Suessiales; Symbiodiniaceae. The record is from the annotation of a GenBank genome assembly.